AUGAAGUUUGGAAAGUAUCUUGCUUCAAGACAGCUCGAGCUUCCUGAAUACUCGGGUCACUUUAUAGACUAUAAGGCAUUAAAAAAGUUAAUUAAACAAUUAGCUAUACCAGCAACUUCUAGCAGUAAUCGAGAUGGAACAAGAACUAGCUUAACUCAACAGGAAAUUCAAGAAACUUUAAAAGAGAAUAAGGCCUCAUUUUUCUUCAGAGUUGAGAGAGAACUUGAUAAGGUUAAUGCUCUUUACUUGGAAAAGCAGGCUAAUUUAGCGGUCAAUCUAGAUGUUUUGAUUAGAAAAAAAAAUGAACUAUUUAACAAAUCUAGAUAUGCUCUCAAUACGUACGGAAAUGGUUCUACCUAUAAUGGGUCCUCGACCUCAAAUUCUAACUUCAAGAAUUCAAUUUCUUAUUUGAAUCUCUAUCAAAACUUCAAGAAAAUCCACCAAGAUUUGAUUAGAUUACAGCAAUUUAUUGAGUUAAAUGAAACUGGAUUUUCUAAGGUAGUGAAGAAGUGGGAUAAACGAUCAAAGUCACAUACAAAGGAACUAUUUAUUCAGUCAGCUGUUAAUGUACAACCUGUGUUCUAUAAAAAUGAGAUUAAUGAGUUGAGUGAUAUAGUGACACAGUCGUUAUUUGAUCUCGAAUCAAUCAUGGAUGGGGAUUACAGUGUUUUGGAUAAUCCCAAGGAUGCGACAACGUCAUCAAAUCAAAUUAACAUUCUUCAUUCGUUAUCAAGAAACAAUUCUAUCACAAACAUUACCCACCUAAGAACACUGGAACGCAAAGAUUCUACGAGCUCUAAUAAUUCUAUGAGUCCUAUGCAACCGCAAUUUCAACCUUCGAGAAAUAGUUCAAUUUCAGGUUUGGACAGUAACGAAAUUGAUGAACUAUAUUUGAGUUUCGUUAAUGUGGCAACUAUAGAGGACCCCGAUAGAUCAGUUUUGAAAAAUUGGAUUGAGAAAAUAAAAGUCACAUCUAAGAGCUCGCAUUUCACAGACCCGGUAAACCAAAUUAACCGUUCAACUAGAGCUAAGCUUUCAAAGAUCUUUUUUUUGGCUAUCUCAAAUGUGGAGAUAUCUGACACCUUUUUAGAAUCAUUUCUAAAUUUGAUCAAUUAUGACAUAGACUUCGAGUUUAUAAGUGAGGAUCUCAACAAUAACAGAAAUAUAUUUCAUGAGUGCUGUGCUAUUCAGCCUGCCUUGUCAGAAGGAAACCAUCAUUUUGUGAUAAACAAUGGUGUCAAAGUCUACAGUUCAAUUGAUAAUGUGAAUAAAUCGAGGAGUUUUAUUUUAAGUUAUAUGAUGCAAAAUUUGCCAGACCUUGAUCGCAAGCGUUUGUUGGUUUGCAAGGAUUUUAAUGGUAGAAAUGGGUUACAUUAUGCGUCACAAUAUAACAGACUAGACAUUUUUGAUAUUGUUCUACCAUAUUUUCCAGCCGAAGGGCUCGACAGCUUGGAUAAUGAGUCCAUGUCACCAUUGCUAUUGGGCAUAAAGCACAACAAUUUUGAUGUUAUCAGAAGAUUGGUUGAACUGGGUGCGAAUUUGUGUCCUGAGGGUGACGAAUCUAAGUUGCAAUAUUUACCUAUCAACUAUGCAUGCAAAUUUGGUGACUUCAGAACUUUGGAAUAUCUUUUGUCUCAUAGUGAGAAGGACCCUUCUUUAAUCAAUCGACCAGAUGUUGAAGGAUUGCUUCCAUUACAUGUAAUUUCAAGGUCUGGACAUGACAAGCUUAUCAGAUUGUUUAUUACACACGGAGCUGACGUCAACAAACCGGACGGUUUAAAUGAUUGGACACCUAUAUUCUACGCAGCUCUGGAAGGGCACAUGAAAACUGCCCAAAGGCUAGUUGAAUAUGGGGCUAAGGUUGAUAUACUAGACAAGGAUGGAUAUAAUGUAUUGUAUUAUUGUGUUAUCGAAGGUCAUAUUAAUGUUUUGAAUAAGCUUUUAAGCUACGGUAAUAAAAAUAACUUCGAGUAUUUUAAUGAAAAGCAAAAUUCAACUGAUGGACAAUCCGAAAACUCAUCAUUGAAAAUUCAGAUUGAUGGAGGGGACAAAGAUACAUCAGCUUCUAUACUUGAUGACGGUGAUGAUUCCGAAGAUAGUGGAAGCACUGAAAAAAAUAAUGCUGAAUCCAUUCCAGAUCUUCAACUUCCCCCUCCAAUUAUUCCCUUAAGAAGAUAUGGUCAUAAUUUCUUAGAGCAGAAAGUCCUAAUUGAACUAAUAUUUCCGAAUGAUCUUAGAAUUGUUGAGCUUUUCAACUCAGCCAAGGAUCUAAAUCCUGGAAGGAUAACUAUAACAUCAAAUAUUUCUGAUAUGAUACCGCGCAACAUUAUACUCCCUGGGACAGAUGAGUCAAAAUCUAUUAGGAAUUGUAUAUUUCAAACUGACGUUGAAUCGUUACAUGAGUUCCGAAUAGACUUUGAAGUAUUUCCCAAAUUUGGCACCAGACUUAUAGCCAAAACAACAGCCCUUUCAUUUUCUCACAUCGACACAGUGUCUCCAGAAAUAGACUCAAUUCAAUUACCCUUAUUUGAUCUGAGAUUGAGGAAUGUUGGAGAGUUAAAGUUCAAUUACCAGGUAAUUUUUCCAUAUUCAGGCACAUUGCUUGAGACAUCGAAAUUUGAUACUUACUGGAAAUCUUCAACUUCUGUUCUAAAUGACAGCACACCCGCUGCUGCCGUGUCUAAUAAUUUCUCUCCCUCGAGUAUCAAUUCAUUUAUGGGUGACAGUAAGAAUAGCAAGGUUUCUCCGAAAAGGCCAUCUAACGACAAGAAAGGAAAUUCAACCAGUGCAUGCCCCAGCUCAUUCGUAACAGCAACAUCGUUAUCUGGAGAGUACCUUAGAAUAAAAGUAUGCUUGCUUAAUGAUGGCACACCUGUCGUAUGUCCUCAAUGGUCAAUACCAGUCCUGGAAAACAUCGAAUUAUAUUUACCAAACUUAUCGAUAGAGCAACUUUCUUCCAUCACAAAUUCUUUGUUUGACUAUAGUAAAGUCAUACAUGACUUGUCGAGGAUGACAAUCCAAGAUUUGCCGUUAAUAAAAAAGCUAUUAAAAAUAAUUUACAUGCCGCUAGAUAUCCUUUUGGAAAUCAUUAACGUUGAUAUAAAUUUGAACUUAGAAAUUAUAUUUCCUUCGCUAUAUGAAUUAGAGAAACUUUCUUUUAUUGGAAGCAUACAGCAGAAUUUAAACAAGUUCAUUGAUUUCACGUUGAAUGAUGUUUUCGAUCAUGUUAGGUCAAGGAAAUUAAAUGAGGGUUCUCGAAGAUCAAUUAUCUUUUUGUCUUCAAACGCAUUGAUAUGCAAAAUCCUUAACUGGAAACAGCCUAAUUUUCCGGUGUUCUUAAUAAUGAGUGGUAUAACAUACAAUAAUAUUUCCAAGAGGUUCGAAUCGCGUUCGACCAAUGGUCUUAUAAUAGAUGAAAAAUCUACAGACGAAAUUCCCAAUGUGGAUAAUAGUAAUGACAAAAAUAACGCGAUAGCUAGUCACCAGGAGAAGACUAUCAGAUCAAUUAAAGAUGGAACAAAUUUCACAACAAAUAACAACCUCAUUGGUUUGAUUAUAUCCGUGCAUUUACUCAAUAUCGUUCCUAAGUUGAUUCCAUUAAUAAAGUCUCGAGGGUUGGUUUUAGUUGCAUCAAGCGACAUAACUGAUCAAGACGAUGAGCAGAAAGACAAGCUUUUCAAAGCACUUGACUCAUAUACAAAAUCAGAAAUCAAUGGCUUGAGGUUUGAUGACGUACUAAGUUUUAAUGAAGACAUAUCUAUGUAG
This is a messenger RNA of Priceomyces carsonii, 3765 nucleotides long. RefSeq names its product Pho81p (gene PHO81). The record is from RefSeq and is a predicted model, not a curated record. Gene Ontology annotation, molecular function: phosphoric diester hydrolase activity; protein binding. Lineage: Eukaryota; Fungi; Ascomycota; Pichiomycetes; Serinales; Debaryomycetaceae. Gene Ontology annotation, cellular component: nucleus; cytoplasm. Gene Ontology annotation, biological process: lipid metabolic process. Bases 1 to 3765 code for a protein of 1254 amino acids. The transcript has a single exon.